Talaromyces proteolyticus is the source of this 1017-nucleotide messenger RNA. RefSeq names its product putative RNA binding protein Tma22. The record is from RefSeq and is a predicted model, not a curated record. Gene Ontology annotation, biological process: translation reinitiation; formation of translation preinitiation complex. Gene Ontology annotation, molecular function: translation initiation factor activity; mRNA binding. The coding region runs from base 439 to 1017 and encodes 192 amino acids. Lineage: Eukaryota; Fungi; Ascomycota; Eurotiomycetes; Eurotiales; Trichocomaceae. The transcript is spliced from 4 exons.
UCUAUCUUAGCAUCGGAAUUACUCGGGGUGGACUGUCAAUCUUAGAUCAACUGCCUGCGUGCGUCCCGACUAUCAUCCUACAGUCUCCUACAGUAAGCAUAUGCUGAUCAGCAUUAUUUCUAUUGAUUCGCCACCAACGGCCAUCCUCACGAAAAUGCACGGAAUUGAGAGCCCCGAUUGUGAUGAUCUGGAAUAAGCAGUCGGAUGACAGACAUUAAAACCACGCAUUAAAAGUAAAAACAAACAUAAAACAUAACAUCACAUCACAUCACAUCACAUGUAAUCAUUUCGGAUUUAUACUCCUCGAGCUCGCUGAUUGGCCCGUCCUUGCGGCGCGGAAGAACCCCGCAAUAUGAGCGCCCUCAAUCUUGUCGAUCAACCACACAGAGCUCGUGCUCGUCCUGACAACACUGAACACUACCAACAUCAACCCGCGGCAUGGCUGAUGUAGAAGCCCCAUUAGAGCCGCGAGCUCGACAUAUCACAUACUGCGGCGUAUGCACAUUACCGCCCGAGUACUGCGAAUUCGGCGGGACGUCGAAGAAAUGCGAAGAAUGGCUGGAAAAGAGUCAUCCGGAUUUACACGAGCGGCUAUACUCUGAGGAAGCACUAAACGCCAAUCUCUCCACGCUCUCCGUCAGCGCGCGCGAGCGCGCGGCCAAAGACGCCGCAAAGAAAGAAGCCAAAGCAGCGCUGGCCGAGACACGCGACGCCGAACGCAAAGCAGCCGCAAAAGUGCAGAUCAAGCGUGUAGAGCGAAACAAACGGAAAUUCGUGACGGUGUUGGCAGGGCUCGAGGCACAUGGGCUGGAUCUGAAGAAGGUGGCGAAGGAACUAGGCAAGAAAUUCGCGACGGGCUCGUCCGUGACCAAGUCGGCGGCCGGCACGGAGGAGAUUACGGUGCAGGGCGAUGUCAGUGAUGAUUUGUUUGAUUGGCUGGUCGACGUGCAUGGAAAGGAGGUGCCGGAGGAUAAUAUUGAGAUGAUUGAGGAUAAGAAGAAGAAGGCUGCUACUUGA